Messenger RNA from Homalodisca vitripennis (glassy-winged sharpshooter), 2087 nucleotides. Its product is annotated as integrin beta-PS-like. The record is from RefSeq and is a predicted model, not a curated record. Gene Ontology annotation, biological process: integrin-mediated signaling pathway; cell-matrix adhesion; cell adhesion mediated by integrin. Lineage: Eukaryota; Metazoa; Arthropoda; Insecta; Hemiptera; Cicadellidae. Gene Ontology annotation, cellular component: focal adhesion; integrin complex; cell surface. Gene Ontology annotation, molecular function: integrin binding.
AUGGAGGUGUGGCUGUGGUGGAUGCUGACGCUGAGUGUGGUGUGCGUGUCUGUAUACAGCCAGCAGACUGAGAAAGGUACACAGAACCCUUGCACAGUGAAGCAGACUUGCCACGACUGUAUACAGACGCCGACCUGCGCCUGGUGCGCUCAGCCCACGGGAUUUGAAGACCAUAAUCGCUGCUACCAGCCGAGUGGUAAUCCUCGUGUCGAGUGUAAUGCGUCGUACAUUGUGGAUCCGAGCAAUGAGUUUAGAACCAUAGUGCAGAGAAAGCUCAGCAAGGGCAAGUACUCCGCCAGCGAAUACUACGCCAACUCCACCUAUACAGCCACGUCUCCAUCGCCUUCCUCAUCUUCAUCAUCGUCUCACCACGAGGCUGUACAGAUCUCACCCCAGCGGGUCUCCCUGAAGCUAAGAAUCAAUGAGCCUUUCAGGAUUACGGUAGAUUAUGCCCAGGCCGAAGAUUACCCUGUGGACCUCUAUUACCUCAUGGACCUCAGCUAUUCCAUGAGGGAUGACAAGGAGAAGCUGUCCAGUCUGGGCGAUGUGUUGGCUAAGAGGAUGCAGAACAUCACCAGGAACUUCCGCCUGGGGUUCGGCAGCUUUGUAGACAAGGUGGCCAUGCCCUACGUCAGUACAGCGCCCAUCCAACUAAAGAAGCCAUGCAACCAAUGUGAAUCUCCUUACGGUUUCCGCAACCACAUGAAACUCACAACAGACACCGCCAAGUUCAACGACGAGGUGCACAAGGCUGCCAUAUCAGGGAACCUGGACAGUCCCGAGGGAGGUUUCGACGCCAUCAUGCAGGCCGUGGUCUGCCGGGAGCAGAUCGGCUGGCGGGAGAGGGCCCGGAGGCUGCUAGUCUUCUCUACGGACGCCGCGUUCCAUUAUGCUGGUGACGGAAAGCUCGGAGGCAUUGUGAAGCCGAAUGAUGGACUGUGCCAUCUUGAUGGGGAAGGCACCUACACACACUCCACGCUCCAAGACUACCCGUCCAUUGCACAGAUCAACCAUAAGGUGAAGCAGAAUGCUAUAAACGUGUUAUUCGCUGUAACCAGUGACCAGAUUGAAGUGUACAAUAGAUUAGGAAAGCACAUAGAAGGUAGCACCUCCGGUACACUCUCUGGGGACUCGAGUAACGUCGUUGACCUGGUGCAGGAGCAAUACAAUAAAAUCAAGUCAUCAGUGGAAAUGAAGGACACGGCGAGUAAUGCCGUGAAAGUGACGUACUACUCCAAGUGCCUGGACGAGAACGGUUCGCUUAAACAGACCAACAAGUGCGACGGGCUGCAGGUGGGAACGGUGGUCACUUUUCAGGUGGAGGUCGAAGUCAUGUCCUGUCCCAAGGAUCCCAAGGAGUGGAACCAUGUGUUCCAGAUUUAUCCUGUCGGCAUCAACGAGUCCCUGACUGUUGACCUGGAGAUGCUGUGUUCCUGCCCCUGUGAGAGCCCAGGCAACCCUCUGUACAAGGAGUCUGCGCCCGAGUGCUCAGACGUCGGCACUUACAAGUGCGGAGUUUGUGAGUGCGACAGUGGCCACUUCGGACACAAGUGUGAGUGCGGGAGUGAUAACACACAGCAGCCCGACAAGGACAUUGACUUGACAGCCGGCUGCAGACCUGAUAACAUGACUGUCAACGACUGUUCUGGCCGAGGUACCUGUGUGUGCGGCCAGUGCGACUGCGACACCAGACCCAACCCUGAGGAGAAAAUAUCAGGCUCGUUCUGCGAGUGUGAUAACUUUUCUUGUAACCGCCACAAUGGGUUGUUGUGCUCCGGCCCGGACCACGGACAGUGCGUGUGUGGCAAGUGUAUGUGUGCCUCAGGCUGGACAGGAAGUGCGUGUGACUGCCGUGCCACCAACGACACUUGUAUCCCGCCCGAGGGUGGCGAGAUCUGCAGUGGUCGGGGAGUCUGCGAGUGUGGCAUGUGCGUGUGUGACCAGGAUGACGAGGGUAAGGGUUACUACAGCGGCAGCUUCUGCAACAAGUGCUCGACAUGCCCGAACAGGUGUAAGGAGUUCAAGGAGUGUGUGCAGUGUUUGGUGUACAAGACAGGUUCUAUCACGCUUUAGGAGUGUGCCACUAA